AUAUUAAAAAAAAAAAAAUACAUGUAGGAGUAGUAAUACUUUUUAUUUAUAUUUUGAUCCAUAAAAAAUUAUUAUAUAAUAAAAUUUACUAUUUUCUUUUUUAAUUUAUUUUUUUUUUUAAUUAAAUUGAUAUAACAUGAAAUUAAUAUAUUUUUUUACUAUUAAUUAGUAAGGGAAAACUUUUAGAUUACAAUUUAAAUAAAAUAUUUAUAUGUAUCAAUUCUUGUUUUUACUUUCCCUUUUUACUUAUUUGAUUUAUUGUAUUAAUAUGAAAAAAGAAUAAUAAGGAUUAUUUUAUAUUUUGUUUUAGAUAAUUAGCAACAGAGAAAACCAUUUACCAUUUAUAUAUUAUAUCAUCAAAACCCCUCCUUUUUUUUUUUUUCUUCUUAAAAUAUAUAUUAUUUUAAAAUGGUAAAUUCUAACAAAACAACCCUCGCAUUAGCAGGAAAAUCCAAAUCUGCCAAUAAGAACAACUCUCAGAGCUAUUUAGCUGAUGAUUCAGAUAGAUUAAAAAACAAAUCUAACGGAAAGAAUGGCAGGAACUUCGGGGCUCCUCGCUUUAUGAAUGCCGUUUUACUAGUCAUAUUAUAUGUUGUACUAAAGAAUGAGUAUACCUAUGAAAACGAAGCCGAAUUAAUGACCAGUGGACCUAGGCAGUUGUCUGAAAUGAAAUUUUUUUCAAAGGGAUCUAAGAGUAAGAAAUCCUCAAGAAAUGAUAGAUCUGAGUAUCCAGACGAACAAUUUAACAACGCGCGUGACGGAGGACAUUCUCGUGGCAGAGAUCCCAGAGGUCAAAUGCCACCCAAUGAGGAAUGGGAUGGAGAGAGAGGCCCAUCUAACUCAAGAAACAGAGACAUGAAUGCAGGCAUGCAGAGAGAUGGUGAACACGAUAGAAGAAGAGGUAGAAACAGAGGAGGAGAUCCAGAAGAGGAAAUGGAAAGAGGAGAUAGAAGAAGAGGCAGAAACAGAGGAGGAGAUGCCGAUGAAGAAAUGGAAAUGGAAAGAGGAGAUAGAAGAAGAGGUAGAAACAGAGGAGGAGAUCCAGAAGAGGAAAUGGAAAGAGGAGAUAGAAGAAGAGGCAGAAACAGAGGAGGAGAUGCUGAUGAAGAAAUGGAAAUGGAAAGAGGAGACAGAAGAAGAGGUAGAAACAGAGGAGGAGAUCCAGAAGAGGAAAUGGAAAUGGAAAGAGGAGACAGAAGAAGAGAUAGAGGAAAUAUGGAAAGAGAUGGCAGAAGGAGAGGUAGAAACAGAGGAGGAGAUCCAGAAGAGGAAAUGGAAAUGGAAAGAGGAGACAGAAGAAGAGGUAGAAACAGAGGAGGAGAUGCUGAUGAGGAAAUGGAAAUGGAAAGAGGAGACAGAAGAAGAGGCAGAAACAGAGAUGCAGAUGAAGAAGAAGACAGAGAUAGAAGAAGAGGAAAAGGCAGAGAUACGGAUAUGGAAAGAGAUGGAGAUAGAAGAAGAGGAAAAGGCAGAGAUACGGAUAUGGAAAGAGAUGGAGAUAGAGAUAUGGAAAAAGGUAGAAAAAAAGGCCCAAAUGCUGAUAUGGAAAAUGCUAUGAAUAAAGGCCCAAAUGCAAACAAAAAUACGCCACCAGGUGCUGAAGCAAAACCUGUAGAUACAACUAACCUUGCUGAUAUUAAAUUCAAUGUCACCGAAGCAGAAAUUGCUCAAAUGAUUGACAAAUUAGAAGAUUACGUAAAGUUCGAUGACAUGUUUUUACUAUUUAACUAUGUGAACAAUAAUGAAAAAAUGAAAUAUAUUAGAAUGCAAUUAGGAGUUGUUAGACUAUGUGAAUCUUUGGCCCAAUCUUACAAAAUCCCACACUACUAUAAAACUAGACAAUGGUCCAAAUCUUACCAAGGAAUGUCAGAUCAAUUGUUGCAUAACGAAAGAAAGGCCUACAACAAAUUAUGCACAUUCCUUCAAAAUGGAAACAGCUCUCACAUAGCUUUUGUUGAAUUCUUAAAUGAAUUAAUCGGAAUCUGGACCAGCUUCACCAAAGAAAUGGAAAAAUACUGGAAAGAGUAUUUAAGCAACAAACUGAAGGUGUACUGGGAAACUACUAACGUAGAAAUGUAAGAGAAGAAAAGAUUCCAAGGAAUUUGAUUUUUUCGGAUCGCAAAUAUUAUGAUUUACUGCAACUUUACGUUAAGCGCAUCAUCCCCGUUCCUCAAAUAGAAAAAGUAGCCACGUACAGUAUAGAAAUACACACAUGGGGAAACCCAAGAAUUACAGAUAGAGACAACGACAAAGACAACCGCUCUGCCGCAGAAGGCCUUAAGAAAGAUACAUAAACUUACACAUAUUUUUUUUCCUUUUCCAUGAUUAUGACAAAUAUGACCAUUAAAACGCAUGCCUAUAUUAUAUUAUAGUUGUAAAAAAAUUAGAUAAGAUAUUUGUACUAGUAUAACGAGCUUCUAUUUGCAUAGGGUGCAUAUAUAAUCAACAAUUUGUGCAAAAUAGAUAAUACGAUUCCUGCAAAUAAUUAAUUGAUAUGAUAGUAUAUAUCCAUUGUAAAAAUAUUAUAUGAAUAUUGUUCCCAAAUGUUAUUCAAAUAAUAUUUAUUUUUCCUUUUUUUUUCCCAUUUUU
Molecule: messenger RNA, 2589 nt
Organism: Plasmodium vivax (malaria parasite P. vivax)
Lineage: Eukaryota; Apicomplexa; Aconoidasida; Haemosporida; Plasmodiidae
Product: Phist protein (Pf-fam-b)
Exons: 2
Coding region: 409-2079 (556 amino acids)
Source: RefSeq, a predicted model, not a curated record